AUGAGUCCAGAACAUGGGAGGUUCGAUAUAUUUGUCCUAUUCUGCGAAUCAGUAACUGCCUUCCUUUUCAGGUUAGAACCAUUGUGUCAGGCAAGAGCAGCAACAAAGGAGAAGCGAAUGGGUAUAGAUAACCGCGAGACUCUCAUGACCAAUAAUAUUGAAGAGCAAGAGCUGAAUAGCAAGGCCAAUCGUUGCGUCCCUGCCCGUCCCUACACCUCCAACGACCCCUCACCCACUUCCUCCCCCGCCGGUACCUCCGCCAGCAACGCCUCCUCCUCCAGCAACGUGUCCUCCGCGCAGGAGGUGCAACAGCGUUGGCUGCGUCGGUGGUUGCCGCCGGGCCUUCCUUCGUCGCGCGUGUCGUCCAUCUGGGUGAACGUGACGCCGCACUUCCUGAACCCGGUCGUCGGCUUCCCGGUGCGGAGCAGCGCCGCCUGGGACCCGCUGCAGCUCGCCAACGCCAGCUUCUGGCAGGGCAGCGUGGUGUUCGACGGCGACGCUGUGGUGCGCCGCAACCCGCACACGGGCCGCGUGGCGCGCACCGCCCGCUACUGCGUGGAUUCCAUGCAGCACCCGGACGUGGCGUUCGCGCUGCUCCUGCACAGCUGGUGCGUGCCCACCGACUACGGGACGUUGAAGUGCUGCGACGUCGGGUUCGGGCUGGUGGCGCGCAACGGCUCGCUCAAGUGCGAGAGGCAGGCGGCCGACAGCCCGCGCUCCGCCAUUCGCUUUUCGUCUGUUAUGAAAUAUACUGAAUCGUGCAGGGAAAGUGUUCCGAUGCGGUGGGAUCCCGUCUCUCCCAAAGAAGCGAGCGAGACUGAUUUCUGCAUUAACCCUUACAAAGAGGAUUUUGUCUCUCAACGUAACUUUAAGAUUACUCUGAUUUAA
Messenger RNA from Gryllus bimaculatus (two-spotted cricket), 888 nucleotides. NCBI's taxonomy places the organism in Eukaryota, Metazoa, Arthropoda, Insecta, Orthoptera, Gryllidae. The record is from the annotation of a GenBank genome assembly.